AUGGACUAUAAAAAUGAUUUUAUUGCAAGCCCUGACCCACUUCUAAAUGGCAGGCAUAACUCCUCAGUGUAUACAGAUUUGCUAUCUGCAAGCAAUGCUUCAAAAGAGCACAAAUGCAAGCAACAACCGCUACCGCAACAACAGCAACAACAGCCAGUGGGCCUUAUAAAUGCUAAUUUUAAUCCUUACCAUCAAAAUACUUUAAACGACCGCUCCGUGCAAGAAAAUUUGGGCCCAAUGUUUCAACCCUUUGGUAUAGAUGUCACUCAUAUGCCCAUCACCAACCCUCCGAUUUUCCAGAGCUCUUUGCCUGCGUUUGAUCAACCUGUGCAUAAAAGACGUAUAUCAAUCUCCAAUGGACAAAUCAGUCAAUUGGGCGAAGACUUGGAAGCCGUCGAAAACCUUUACAGCAUUGAGCCUCCUUUCCUAUCGUCAAAGACGGAACACAAUCCUGAGCCGCAACUAGUCGCAAAUCCAAGUACAGCCACGUAUCCAAGUUUCGGCUCUAGCGAACUGCCGAACUUGGCACAACCACAAGCUACCGCUGUACCCGAGGUUGUUCCUCAGGCAAGUGGCCAAAAUAUUUUUCCUCCCCCAACACCAUUCGAUAGUAACAGCAGUCUUCAUUUAUCCGCAGCAACUGCCGCUGCUGCUGCUGCCGCUGCCACUGCUGCCUCUCCUGUUCCACGCAAUAACGCCGCUAUUAACCAAGCAUACAUUAAUAUGCAACUCCGAUUACAAGCGCAACUGCAAAGCCAAGUUUGGAAGAGUGCGCAGGUAAGCGUAAAUCCAUCCACCCCGGCGUCUUCUUCUUCCGUCUCUUCUUCUACUUCAUCAACUUCUUCUUCUUGCCAAAAUAGUCAUGAUCAAAAUAACGAACCCCUACCUAUCUAUUCUUCAAUACCUCACAACGGUAAUAACAAUACAGCCUGUAAUAACGCAAUAAAAAACGACGGUACAAGCGGUACAGCUGAUAUUAACUCAACAAACGUUUACUUAAAACAGGAAUAUAACGAAAGAAUUCCUGCGGUCGGUGAUAACACAAAUAACAAGUUAGCCAUACCAAACCAAUCUGUUUCAUCACCGGCCUUAGCGUCUGUGACUACUGCUAGCUCUCAGUUUGUACAUGAGCCUUUUCUGCGGAAAAGUGGCACCAGUUCUGGUGACGUUGAAACUACUGCCAAAGCAUGGAAACGCGCAAGACUACUAGAACGAAAUAGAAUUGCUGCGUCCAAAUGCAGGCAAAGGAAGAAAAUGUCUCAAUUACAAUUACAGAAGGAAUUUGAUCAAAUAAGCAAAGAUAAUAGCAUAAUGAAGAAAAAAUUAGAAGGCUACGAAAAAUUGGUUCAAAAAAUGAAAAAAGUCUUUAAAGUGCACUCACAAGAAUGUGCGCUACCCAUUAAUACCAAAGGUAAUCCAGAGGCUAGAAACGCACAUUAUCACACUAGCGAUGGUUGUGUGUCUUUGAAGAUGAUUGAAGAAUUGAUUGGAAGCUCGGGUCUGGAUGGCUGA
Messenger RNA from Saccharomyces eubayanus, 1512 nucleotides. It is a transcript of the gene ACA1, whose product is annotated as Aca1p. The transcript has a single exon. Gene Ontology annotation, biological process: regulation of transcription by RNA polymerase II. The record is from RefSeq and is a predicted model, not a curated record. Bases 1 to 1512 code for a protein of 503 amino acids. Gene Ontology annotation, molecular function: DNA-binding transcription factor activity, RNA polymerase II-specific; RNA polymerase II cis-regulatory region sequence-specific DNA binding. Lineage: Eukaryota; Fungi; Ascomycota; Saccharomycetes; Saccharomycetales; Saccharomycetaceae.